Molecule: messenger RNA, 1371 nt
Organism: Pyrus x bretschneideri (Chinese white pear)
Lineage: Eukaryota; Viridiplantae; Streptophyta; Magnoliopsida; Rosales; Rosaceae
Product: 3-ketoacyl-CoA synthase 7-like
Exons: 1
Coding region: 1-1371 (456 amino acids)
Biological process (GO): fatty acid biosynthetic process
Cellular component (GO): membrane
Molecular function (GO): acyltransferase activity, transferring groups other than amino-acyl groups
Source: RefSeq, a predicted model, not a curated record
AUGGAGACCGCAUUGUUUGCAUCUUUCUCACCUAUCACCACAGAAUUAUCUCCAAUCUCCCUCACCCAUUUCUUAACUACAACUGUCUUGAUCACUGCCCUAGUUCUCUAUUUUCUUUUACGAUCCAAGAGUAUAUACCUUGUCGAUUUCACCUGCUACCUGCCUCCUGAGAGCCUGCGGGUUCCAGCUUCGAAAUUCAUCGAACACAUUGAAAUAUCGGGAAUUCAUGAUAAAGAAAGUGUCAACUUCCAAGCCAAGGUAUUGGAAAGAUCAGGCAUCGGAUCGGAGAGUUGCAUGCCUGUUACAGUGCAUGAGAUCCCAUCUUAUUCUUCAUUGGAAGCUACUAGAAAAGAAACUGAACUGGUUCUCUUCACUGUUGUUGAAGACCUUCUUUCCAAACACAACAUAAAUCCGAAAAGCAUUGACAUUCUUGUAUCGAACUGCAGCCUUUUCUGCCCUACGGUGUCCAUUUCAUCAAUGGUCAUUAACAAGUUUGGAUUUCGAAGCAACAUAAAGAGCAUCAGCCUCGGUGGAAUGGGUUGUAGUGCGGGAAUCUUGUCGAUAAGUUUGGCUAAAGAUCUUCUAAAAGUUCACAAGAAUUCAUUGGCUUUAGUUCUCAGCAUGGAAGCUGUAACUCCCAACGGUUAUAAUGGUAAAAGAAAAUCAAUGCUUCUUCCAAACAUUUUGUUCCGAAUGGGAGGAGCUGCUAUCCUACUAUCAAAUAGGAAACAAGACGAGGGAAUAGCUAAGUACGAGCUCCAGCAUCUUGUUCGAACCCACAUUGGUUCGGAUGACCAAGCAUACGAAUCUGUUUUCCAGCAACCUGAUGAAGCAGGACAUGUAGGGGUCUCACUGUCGCGGGAACUUGUACAUGUGGCCACCAAAGCUCUGAGAAUUAACUUAUCGGAGUUGGGGCCACUCGUGUUACCAUAUUCUGAGCUGCUUCGAUAUGGAUGGUCAAUGAUCCACAAGAAGCUUUGGUUUUUUCCAAAGCAAAAGGCAAUUUACGUUCCGAAAUUCAACAAGGCUCUCCAGCAUUUCUGUAUACAUGCCGGUGGAAGGGCGGUGAUUGAUGGAAUUGUAGAUAGUCUCAAGCUGCAGAAAGAAGAUGGAGAAGCUUCGAAGAUGACGUUACACAGAUUUGGCAACACUUCAUCAUCUUCGGUGUGGUACGAGCUAUGCUACUUGGAGGCAAAAGGAAGGGUGAAGAAAGGAAACCGAGUUUGGCAAAUUGCGUUUGGAAGUGGCUUCAAGUGUAACAGUGCAAUCUGGAAAUGCAAUAAGGAUAUUGAUCGGACAGAAAGAAAUGCGUGGUCGGACAGCAUCCAUUCGUAUCCCAUUGACGAUGAGGCCCCAAAUGUAACCAAAUGA